UGCUGACAGACCAAAGGAGGAGCCACCCAACCCAUCACCCGCAAUCAACCCAUAUCAAUCACCCUCCUCACGUCCAUCUCACCUUCGUCUCUCACACACACAUAUCUCCUCUGUCAACUACCUUGAACGACACCCAGACACACACAAAAAAGGCAUCCUAGUCAUCUCAACCAUUCGCCCUGCCAUCAAACUAGUCACCCCCCUUGGUAGAGAGUGAAUAAUCCCUCAACCUCGACGCGACUGUAGGCUUCCACCCAACCAAACCUCACCCCGCUCGCCCCUACCCCGACCAAGGCUCGCGCAGCAAAGCCUCCCCGUCACGGCUCCCUUGUGACGUCGAGCACGCAUACAGGCAACAGCCUCUACACACACUUGGUGUUUGCAUUUCCCCAGAUCCACAGCUAGCACUGGGAUUCCAAGAGUCUUGACUCUAGUUGGUCAUUGCCUAGAAUCAACCUGUCCACAUAGACGAUGGCGUUUUAGUGGAAACACUGGCCGCCCUCUAGACACAAAGACUUGUGCGUCGUUUCCCCUCUCUUCAGCAUCCCUCUCUCUACCCGACUUCCCAUCCCAUCGCUCUUUAGCACCACCGCCUAGUAUGCCGGCCAUCAAUCUUGUACCAGAAGCUGGUGACGACGACGCACUAGCUGCGGAUAAGCUCAAGGCAACUGCAGAUCCGAUCGCCGCCAACGGUGUGCAUCUCACUGCCGACGACGCUGCUUCCUUGCAAGCUCAUCGCUCCAUCGCCGACAAUCACAUCGCCCCAAACGCCCCCGCAUCUGUCAAUGUUGUCCCGCCGUCUCCAGUUACGAUUGUUCCGGCAUCGCCUUUGCCUUCCAAGGCCAAGCCAGCCUCAGGCUUGCUCUCCCUCAACGAACUCGCCGCUCCUUUGAUUGAUACCCACCGGUCGACCCCAGAUUCGGUUGCCCCUCAGCCUAGCUCGGUUGGAACUCCAGAACUCCUUCCCGACUCGGCCUUCCCUGUGCCAAAGUUCCGCCCAUUGCCGUCCGCUACCCAGACGGCGAGUGGGGUGGCAAACAAAGACGCACCCGGUAUGACUAUUCCACCGCCGUCGUCCGCGCCGAUGUCUAGAAACGUGUCGGCCAACGGUCCGGCGGCUCACGAGCCGGUGCCUCCUACUCGCACUCAGCGCUCGCUCUCCACGAGCAGCAAGUCGGGUGAGAAGAAGGGCUUCCUCGCCAAGAUGUUCAACCAUGACAAGUCCGAGAAGGUCGCGUUGGCAGUGCCACGCAAUGGUGACUCUCCGCCCGUCACCCCAGCGGCCGGUUCGGAUUCCGAUCUCUCUCGUCCUCCCUCCCGAGCCCCCAGUGUCAAGCGCAACAAGGACGAGGAAAGCCGCCCCAGUGGCCUGGCUCGCCGCCUCUCCGAGCGUUCUAUCUCUGGUUCUACUGCAGCCACAUCAGCUACGGCGACUGGGCCCAAGGAAGAAUCCGGCAGCAAGUUUACGCUUAAGGAUCUCAUUGGUGGCGGCAAGACCGGUGAGAGCAAGCUCACUCGGCGUCCUUCCGACAAGGGCUCGGCACGCGGUUCGGACCGCGGAUCCACCAAGGGCAGCGACUAUGGUGGCGACAACAACAGCACAGCGUCAUUGCUGAAGAAGUACGGUGUUUGUGAUCGUGCGGCUAUCGGCAAGGGUGCUACAGCGGUUGUCCGCCUCGCCCAUAAGUGGGACCGCCGAGAAGAGAAGCUUUAUGCUGUCAAGGAGUUCCGCAAGCGCCGCAAGAACGAAACCGAGAAGGAUUACGUCAAGAAGCUCACAUCCGAGUUCUGUAUUUCAUCGACGCUCCAUCACAUCAACGUUGUGGAGACUGUCGAUCUCGUCCAGGACGAACAGCAACAUUGGUGCGAGGUUAUGGAGUAUUGCCCUGGUGGUGACCUCUAUGCGGCUAUCAAGAAGGGUGGCAUGUCGUCCGGCGAGGUCGAGUGCACCUUCAAGCAGAUUCUUCACGGCAUCCAGUACCUGCACUCGAUGGGUGUCGCCCACCGCGAUAUCAAGCCAGAGAACCUCCUUCUUGACGGACGCGGUCACGUCAAGAUUACCGACUUCGGCGUGUCUGACGUUUUCCGCAUGUGCUGGGAGAAGAAGACCCAUCUCAGCAAGGGCCUGUGCGGCUCCGAGCCUUACAUCGCUCCAGAACUGUUUGAACAGAAGGAAUACGAUGCCCGUCUCGUCGACGUCUGGGCUGCUGCCAUUGUCUUCUAUUGCAUGCAGUUCCAGGAACUUCCGUGGCGCGUCGCCAAGCCCUCAGAUCCCACGUUCGCCACAUACCUGUCGCAAUACUACCCAUCCGGCGCUCGUCCUGAAGGAGCGCCAGCGUGCCCCUCGCCUCUCAACAACCUUAUACCCCGCGAGUGCCGCCACGUAAUCAAGCACAUGCUGGAUCCGGAUCCAAAGACGCGGUGGACUGUGGACGACGCUCUGAAGGAUAAAUGGAUUCAGUCGGUUGAAGUUUGUGUCGAGGGACAACAGAACGGCCACACCCACACGGCUGUCGGUGCCGACAUUGUCCGCGUUUAAAGGCUCGAGAAGUAUACUUAGGGGCUAUUGAUGUUGUUGCACAGUUAUGAAUCACGUUCUUAGAUGUUACUUUUGAAAUGUCUGUGCUGUUUGCGCUUGUCUGUGCCUAAACUUUGCGGCGUACAUCGAGACUUUUAGCA
Vanrija pseudolonga is the source of this 2679-nucleotide messenger RNA. It is a transcript of the gene hal4, whose product is annotated as Serine/threonine-protein kinase hal4. Gene Ontology annotation, cellular component: cytoplasm. Gene Ontology annotation, biological process: intracellular signal transduction; protein phosphorylation. Lineage: Eukaryota; Fungi; Basidiomycota; Tremellomycetes; Trichosporonales; Trichosporonaceae. The transcript has 5 exons. Bases 599 to 2539 code for a protein of 646 amino acids. Gene Ontology annotation, molecular function: protein serine/threonine kinase activity; ATP binding. The record is from RefSeq and is a predicted model, not a curated record.